Mizuhopecten yessoensis (Yesso scallop) is the source of this 416-nucleotide messenger RNA. RefSeq lists its product as uncharacterized. Bases 81 to 416 code for a protein of 111 amino acids. Lineage: Eukaryota; Metazoa; Mollusca; Bivalvia; Pectinida; Pectinidae. The transcript is spliced from 3 exons. The record is from RefSeq and is a predicted model, not a curated record.
UAUUAAUUCUGACAUGUUUACUGGGGACGGUAGACAGUGUUCCUACACGAUCACCAUGUGAAACACAGUCGUCAGUUAGCAUGGAGACAGUCAUGGACCAUUCGAUACCCCGUCGUUGUAAGAAGGGUAGAAUGACUUGGCACUAUCCCAUGGGGAGUAUGAUCCUCCACUUCAAACCAAGGAUCCCCAAAAACAGAACUGUCUGGGUCUGUGUAUCAGCCGACACAGCAGCCUCUGGCAUGGGAUUGUCUAAUAUUAUUGGGGGAAAAAAGCGACAACUUCCAGACUUUGGCAGUCGUGACUAUUCAAUGUGUGUCCCCGCGGUCGACGGUCGAGUUAACCUGAAGUGGGACGCGUUGGAGGAGGUGAAUUACAUGGCCGUCAUUACUUACACAAUCGUGAUGGUCCCGCGUUAA